AUUCAAGCUGACAUAUUUUCCAUAAAAUGAAUGAAAGUAAAAUUUAUAACAGAAAAUCAAUUAAAAAAUAAUUCAGUGUAAAUAAUUAUUAAAAACCAAAAUGAUUAUUCAAUUAAAAAUAGAAACAAAAUUGUUAUAAAAAAAAAUACCCACAAAACAAGUGAAAAUUGAAAUAAGUAAAUCCUUGUGGAAAGAUUUCAAAUUGAAAUAAAUGAAAUGCAAACUGAGAUUUAAACGUUCGUACAUGUUAAAAACAAAUUGAAAUGAAAGUAAUAGAAGAGAUUGUGUGAACAACAACAGCAACUAACAACAUUUCGCUACAUGGACACUUUGCUAGAGCAAAAACCGAAAGAAAAAUGAUUUCAAUUUGUAAUCUUUAAAUCAUAAAAAAAAUAAAGAAACCAAAACAGACAGUUUCCCAAACAUUAAUCCUUGGAAUUCAACAGAAAAAAAAAUUCAGAAAAAGAAACCAGCUUGUUUAACAUCAGCUUAUUUGAAUAUGAAAUUCAAUCAUUUUUAUGGAUUAACUUGUAUUAAAACUGACAGUAGCCGGAAAAUAUACUCCAUACUCCCAUGUUCACAUGAUGCAUGUUGUACAAGUACUUAAAAUACACCAUCAUCAUCAACUACAUCAUACACUUACUGUACAGUAUUGCUGCUGCAAUGAAGUCGAAAUAAAGUGAAUGUAUGGAAUGGAAUGGAACAUUCAAAAACGGUGGCUAAAUUAAAUGUCAACAAGAUAUCAUCUGGUCAUUAUUAAUACCAUUUGUUGUUGGAACUGUUGUCGACAAGUGGUGCUAAAGUCUCCUCACACUCUUCAUUAUUCUACGUUCAUUUGGGUUGGCGCUAAAGAAAAGUGAAAUUAGAAAAAAUCUAAAAAAAAAACAUAUAUAAAAUUUCUGGGAAUCAAGUGAUUAAACAAACUGCCGCAAAAUGGUGAAUGCUGUUAUGGAUGCUAUAGCGCUUUUAAGCUCUUUGGCAACUGAUUUGGAUAUUAUGCUAAAUGACCUAAGGUCAUCGCCGAGUUCACGUCUGAGUUCAAACUCACACCAUUUGCAUACACGUUCCACAGCCGGCUAUACGCCAUUUUCAUUAAAUAUUGGCAACAGCAGCAGUAGCAGUCACAAUACAACAACAAAUCAAAGCAACAGCUAUUUGCAAAAUGCUGCAAUACAUAAUAGUGCCACCAGUAAUUAUCCAGGGAGCAAUGAACAAAAAAUCAAUAGAGAUGAAUUUGGAGGCAGUGAAUGCAGCAGCAAUGAUUACAACGACUACAAUGAGUAUCGAACAAAUCACAGGCAACUGCAACAGCAGGAGACACAACAGCAACAACAGCAGCUAAACAAAGAUAAUCAAACAUCAGCAUCAUUAUUAGUGACAGUGAAACAAGAAAAACUUAAUCAAACUUUAAGUGCAAAUUGUAAUCAACAGCAACAACAUUUCAAUCAAAAUCUAACAGACAAUGGCAACUAUAACAAGUGCCGGCAGCAGCAACAGCAACAACAACACAGAUAUAGUGAUAGUAACAAUAACAACAAUAAUGGUGUUGCCAGCACAAGUGUGGGGAAAAAUAAUACAACAACCGGAAGCCUUGCCAAUAGCACGGAUAUAACAGCAACAACAACAAAAGCAACUACAACUAGUUGUACACCAUCCUCGUCGUCGUCAUCUUCUUCAUUCCAGGGAUUUUCAACAGAUGUUACUCGCAUUUCCAAACUACCAUUGUAUACGUAUCAGCACAAACAAUUGCAACAACCACAAACGUUGCACAUCAAGUUGCUGCAACAACAACAGGCCACAAAAGCAAUAGCCUCACAAAUCACCACCACAACGUCGGUGGCGGCCUCAACGAUGACGGUGACUACGCCAGAUAUACAACAAAAUGUGGUCAAUAAACGCACUACUACUGGCAAGAUGAAUGAUGGUAACAGCUACAAUAACUAUGGCAAGAACAACAGCGGCUGUGGCAAGAAAAAAAUUAAUUGUGGAAAUGCCACAUCUAAAGCCGCAUGCACUAGAACCACCACAACAAAUCCAUUAACGACCACUUCAUCUUCAUCUCUAGAUUUUAGAAUAAAAUCAAUAACAUCAUCAUCAACAUCCUCAGCAAUAUCAACAGCGGCUUCGACAGCCGCAACUGGUAAUUCAACUCAUAUUUAUAAAAUCAAUUCAUCAUCAUCAGCCAGCAGCAGCAGCAACAGAAAUACCAGUAGUAAUACAACAUGGUUGCAAUCAUCGUCAGCCUUAGCGUCAUCAUCAUCAGCAGCCGCGGCUGCUUCAUCAUCAAGUUUUCUCAGAUCCUCCGAUUCCUCUACAAUAACGGCAACAUCAGCCACAACAAUUGCCACACAUCACACAGCAACAGGAGCUUUGUUGCAUCAACAGCAACAAAAUCAAUUUCAAACAAAUUUAACAAAUAGUACAGCGACUUCAUCAUCAACAACAACAGCCUCCUCCUUAAAUAAUCAUCAUCAUAACAACAACAAUAAUAGCAACAACAACAACAUAAGCAGCAGCAGCUUAAACAACCAUCAACGUCUACCAUUUUGUGGUUUAGAUUCCAUUAAAGGAAGUGACAAUAAUGGUGGUGAUGGAAUUGCUGGUGGCAGCGGCUGCUUGAUGGGUGGUGGCGGCGGAGGCGGCAAAACAAAUUUAAGUUUCGAUUUAAACGGCAGCAUUAGCUCUCAUACACACAUGGGUAUGCACACAAUGAUUCACGGUGGCAUGCCCCUCGAUAAUGCUUCGGAACAGUUUCAUUCGUUGGAUGCCAAUGAUAGUUCAUGCUGUGGCGAUGGACAAUUUGAAGAUGAUAUGCAGGCGUUAUUGCCAAAAUGUUCACGUCUAUCGAGAGAUGAAUUAAGUCAGGUGAGGUUUCCUAAAAAAUAUCAAAAAAUCUACUUAUACCAAAUAAAAAUACAAUCCCGUACAUCUCUGGUGUCUAGUUCAGAUGGUGGCAUAUUGGCUGAGGGUGAAACCUCAAGUGAAACGUCACGGGGUUCGGAUGAUUCACCACCAUGCGAUUUAAGUCUGGUCGAACGUUUGCUGUUGACACAUCCAGUGUGGUUUUUACCCGGCAUUCAACGUUCUGGAGCUGUGCAUUUUUUGCAAGGCAAAGAGGAGGGGAACUUCAUUGUACGAGGUUCCAGUCAACCAAACACAAUGGCAGUAUCGGUGCGUUUGCCACCAGACUCUGGGCCCUACAUAGAACACUAUCUCAUACAGUCUAAUGAAGGCAUUUUGUGCUUGGAAAGUUCUCGUUUUAAAUUCGAUUCCAUACCCUCGUUAAUAGCCCAUUAUGCCCAGUGUUGUGAUGAAUUACCCGUACAAUUGGUUUUACCAAGAGCCUUGCGCGAAGCCAAAAAUCGUCAGCAGCUGUCAUCGUUGGCGCUGUUGGGUCAAGAGUUUUGGCGUUAUCCUAUGUCGAGUCCCAAGCAAAACGAACAAGAGGCUAAUUUCUUAGAUGCCAAAUCACCAAAUUCCAUGACCGAAACAAGUGGUUUGGGCACCACCAUUUUUAGUAAUUCCGGCAAUUCGAAUUCUGGCGGCAAUAUGCAGUCGCACAGUAAUAAACUAUUUAGUCCCAUUACCAAUGUAACUGGCCUAUUUAGCCCCGGCACUCCUUCGGAUACAACCAGCAGCAUGAGUUCCUUCACCACCAGUGGCGGUCAACACAUGCAACUAAUGUCUCCCGAAUCGGUGGAUUCGGUUAUUUUAACCAUGUCUCCCGUGGAAAUGAACAAUCAGCGUAAUGGUGUUUUAGGUUUAGGUGGCAAUCCCACAGAUAUUAUUAAUACUUCAACAAAUAAUUUAAGUACUUUUAAGUCCAGCAUAACGACACAACAAAAUAAUUUUAAAAAUUCUACAAAAAAUAUCAUUGAGCAGGAGAUAAGAACACAAAGGCCCAAACCGCCAAACACUUUAAAUUUGGAUCUAAGAAAACCGCCAGCUCCUCCUCUACGCUGGUCCAAACCUCUAUCACCCAACAGUCCCCUGCCGCCAGAUGUAAGUGCAGCCAAUAAUUUCACCGUUACUACAACUGUUACAUUUUCGGUGGAUAAUCCCACGACACCACAAUUUGUGGAAGUAACCACUCCAGCAGCUAAUAAUGCUUUAACCUCGGUCAUGAACUCCAACACCACGUUUCAGACCUUUUCGAAACGUCUCUCGCCCGAGGGAGAAUGUAAAGACACGUUAUCCUCACAAGGCUCAUCGACCGGCAGUCGACAUUGGCAAUCUCACAGCAGCAAGGAUUCCACAAAUAGUCAACGCAAAAUAUUGUCACCCUGUACACCAACUGGCAAUAUUAGUGGUAAAUCGCGCAAGUCUAAAUUGCGCAAAGAAUCGAAACACUAUCAGGAAUCGGAUAUUUUGGAGAGUCCUGAAAUCUAUUGUCGCAGCACUUUACAUGAUAAGAUCAGUGAUUAUGAGGAUUUAUGGUCACAUGAUCCUAGCGACAGAACUGGAUUGCUGACCAGUUUUAAGCCGCCAGAUGGUCAGCAAGGAAAGCGACCAGAUCUUUUGGCUGAAACACCCACAAUUACCUCUUCCUCUACCAACAUGAAUGUAGCAACAACACCUGCCGUUUUAACUUGCCCGUCUCUGACAACAACUGCCUCGGAUUCUCUCAAUACAAACGAGACUACAUCUGAUACUCAACAAUUGCUCAAAUUUUCCGAAGAGUCUAAACCUCGCUCUAGAGCUGGUCUUAUCUUGCCAGGCCUAAUGAGUCAAUCGCUAUCCGAGGAUCCCGUUUUCAAGGGGGAAACUACCGAGGGAGAUACCACACCAACCGCUCAAACACCAGUGUCGCGUAGCAAACAAGGCAGCCCCUUCUAUGCUGAACCCGCAGAUGCUCUAAAACAAGCUGGCAUUACCACGGCCAGCAUUUUGAGACGUUCACAACGUGGUCCCCUACUACCCGCUAAUCAUCGCCAUUCAGAGCCUCCUAAAGGAGGUUUUGUACGUACACCCAUGUGUCCUCUGUUGCAGCCAGCGGAAAUCGAAAAAAUUGCCGGCAGUCUAGAUGAGUUGAAAAAGAAACAACAGCAAUCUCAAUUGGCCCAGCCACAACAGCAGCCCACAAAGCGAGCCAGAGGACGUUUCGAACAAUGGCAGCUUGAUAGUAGUUGGGAGUUUAUGGGUAAAGCUGAUGAAAAUGAAGCCGACUACUAUGGUGAUUAUGAUUCGGCGGAUCAGUGGAAAGAGGGCGGCAAUACAAAAGACAAUCAUAAUAAGGAAAAUUCUUUAAAUCGUGAAGCCAACAAAGAAAAUAAACAAAAACCUUUGACAAUACAUCAGAUUAUAGCAAAACGUUUGCCAGAUCUUAAUUUACCCGAACUGGUGAGAUGUUCAACUCCGCCACAGCAACAACAACAGCAGCAUCAAGCUACUCAACAAUCACAUCCAAAUUCCCACAAGCAAUCCAAUGAAUACAACGGCAGUCAAAAAUCUUUUGAUGGUCCCACUAACACUUGCAGACUCUCUUCGUACGACAAUGUCGAGCGUAAUUAUGCUCUCAGCCAGUGUUUCUUCAAUGGCUUGGACUCGGCUCAAUCAGAUGAUGGUACGGUAUUCUCAGAACCUUGGGAUUCAUCACAGUGGGAUUCAUUUAUACCUCAGGACGAUACGACCAUUAAUUCCGAUACCAUACACUUGUCUAAAUGUCGUCCUGCUUUGUCAGAAGAUGAUACGAUUAUCGAAGAAUUAAGUACCAAAGAUUUAAAUAAUCAAGAUACAUUAAAACCGAAAAAGUCGAGUGGUAAACAUGCUACAAUUUUAAGAAAUCCCAGUAUACGCGAUAGAGAAAUUUUAUGUCAUCCACGAAAUAAAGUUAAUAUCUGCAAUGGCGGUCCCGGAGACACCGUACGAUCCUACACUCUCCAAUUGGCCGCCGAUCAAUGUACUACUUUUGCCCGCAACAUUGAAAAUUUCAUUUCAUGUACAAAAGAAUCUCGCGAAGCUGCACCCCAGGUGGUCAUGCGCAAUAUGCGACAAUUUAUGAACGGCAUGAAAAACUAUUUGGUCAAACAUGGCGAAGGCAAAUUCCAUCAAGAAGUCGAAACUGCUCGAUCCAGACUAAAGUCGGAUGAAUUUUUGAAUUUGGAUGCCAUUCUAGAGACUGUGAUGCAUCAAUUGGUUGUGCUGCCACUACGAGAACAUUUGUAUGGCAUGUUUGUGGACUACUACACGCGAUCGGAAGAUAUCCAGCUGUUGGCUCAAAACGUUAAAUAUGCCUGUGGUCGUUCGGCGGCUGAUUUUGGUAUAAGAACCACAGUGACCCCACCCUCUUCCACCUCAUUGCAAAUCAUAUCAAAUUUAUUAUUACGCCUGCAAGAAGCUGAAUUGCCACUGGAAAAAUUGGAAUUAUUUUUGUGUGUUAUAUCAACGAUAUUUGAUGCUACUGGCUGUCCCAGGGGACAACAGUUGGGAGCAGAUGAUUUCUUGCCCAUUUUAGUGUAUGUUGUAGCUAAAUGUGGUUUUGUGGGAGCAGAAAUAGAAGCUGAAUUCAUGUGGGGUUUAUUGCAACCCACUCUGUUGAAUGGAGAGCCGGGCUACUACUUAACGGCACUGUGUAGUGCGGUGCAUGUUUUGAAAAGUUUUAUGGCUUCGGAAAACGAAAGUGGUUCGGGAUCAUUGGAUUGGCGUUCUUCUUCCUUGCCAGCCUGCUCUUCUGUUUUGAGAGUCAUUAUACCCGAUGAAUGCAAUGGUUCUUUACAAACCCGCACCCUGCCCGUUAGACCUCAUACCACCACCCGUGAAGUAUGCCGCAUUAUUGCCCACAAAGCCCGCAUCACCAAUCCCCAAGACUAUGCCCUAUUCAAGUUGGUCGAUGGCGAGGAAACCCUGCUUAAUGAGAUUGAAUGUCCCCAGGACAUAAGAUUGGCCACCAAAGGCAAACAUUGCAUGCUGGCCUACAAACGUAUUGAUGCCAAAAUUGCUUGGCCCACUGCCACACAACCAAAUUUUAAUUAGUAAUUCUUUUCAACCAUAAAAUACAUGACUUAAUUAAACACAAAAAUAAUAAUGAAAAUAAAACUAAAGAUCUUCUUUAGAAUUUCCAGAAAUGUUUGUCUUAAUUUUAAGUUAACAAAGCGUUUGCUCAAAUUUGCUAAAUUUUUUGUAGAUCUGUAAGACUUUUUAAGUUUAAGUUGUACUAAAAAACAGUAUUUAAAAUAAGUUUUAACCAGAAAAACAAAAUUAUUUCGUAUAGAAAUGAAAGAAUCCAAUUUCUCUAAAGUUCCGAGAUGAACACUGUAAAUUUUUUUUCCAUAAGUCUAAAAUCUAACAAAAAUUUAAACAAAAAUAUCAUUAAUAUUUGAAAAAUAUUAAAAAAAACCCAAAAACAAACCCGAAGUCAAAACGAACAUAAAUAAUAAUAAAUAAUUUCUAAACAAAACUCUUAAAACUUUUUUGUAUAUUAUUUUUUCAGUUUCAGAAAUUCGCGUUUAAAAAAAUGUUUAAUUUUGCAAAAUUCUUUAAAGUUUAUGCUUUGUAUAAAGACUGUUUCGAUUGUUAGUUUUGUUUCCUUAAAGUUGUCUUCUUUUUUUUAAUUGUACAAAAAAAUAUUAAAUUUUAAUUUUAACAUUAACAUUUUUAAAUAUAAGUUGUAUUAUUUUUUGUUUUUAUUACUUUUAUUUGUUAUUUUUAUAUUUCUUUUAUACUGUCUUGCCUACAAUUGUUUCUUUACUCGUUCUUUUCUCGUUGUAAUAUUAUUUCUGCUGUCUCAUAUUCUAGUUUAAUUAUUUAAUAUUAAAUAUAAUCGAAUAAAUACUUUAAAAAUCAUGUAUCGAAUACAAAAAAAAAAUCAUGUUUUUUUCUUCUUUUUAAAAUGCCAACCAAACGAGCGAGCAAUCAUUAUUUGUGUAUAUUUAAAAAAUAUCAUUCAUACUCAUACUCGUAUUCAAUUUCAAAAUUUGAAUUUCAAUCAUUCAUUUUCAUCCAUUUAAAUUAAUAAAUUAAUUAAACAUUAUAUUAUACAUAUAUUAUACAUAUUUAAUCAAAUGUAUACAUACUUAUUUAAUCAAAUAAUUUAAUCGAUAAUUAUUCUUAAUAAUUUUGUCAUAAAAGCAAAACAAAAAAAUUCAAAAUCAUAUAAAUUAAAUAACAACAAUAAUAACAUGAAAAAAUAAUAAUAAAAACAAAUAAAUUUUUAAAAACUCAUGUAACCACAUACAAAAAAUA
This is a messenger RNA of Calliphora vicina (urban bluebottle blowfly), 8181 nucleotides long. RefSeq names its product sprint (gene spri). The transcript has 10 exons. NCBI's taxonomy places the organism in Eukaryota, Metazoa, Arthropoda, Insecta, Diptera, Calliphoridae. Gene Ontology annotation, biological process: vesicle-mediated transport; signal transduction. Bases 934 to 6972 code for a protein of 2012 amino acids. Gene Ontology annotation, cellular component: cytosol; endocytic vesicle. Gene Ontology annotation, molecular function: guanyl-nucleotide exchange factor activity; small GTPase binding. The record is from RefSeq and is a predicted model, not a curated record.